Diospyros lotus (date-plum) is the source of this 2217-nucleotide messenger RNA. RefSeq names its product DEAD-box ATP-dependent RNA helicase 50. Gene Ontology annotation, molecular function: ATP binding; nucleic acid binding. Lineage: Eukaryota; Viridiplantae; Streptophyta; Magnoliopsida; Ericales; Ebenaceae. The record is from RefSeq and is a predicted model, not a curated record. Bases 178 to 1800 code for a protein of 540 amino acids. The transcript is spliced from 9 exons.
CCGAAGCCUAUCCCAUGUAUCAGUUAUCUCUGGCAGUUGGCCGAAGCCUAUCCAGUGUUGCCCCUGAGGCUGCCCCUCGAAUUUCUCACUGACAAUCGGAAACUGUCUCCAAUUCUCGCUGGGGAAGGCCGUCUUCAAUUCCAGUUGGUCACGCAAGCCCCUUUUGACUCUGCUAGCAUGAAACCCAUGGCUGCAGUUACAUGCACCAAGCAUCUGGUGGUAUGCAAGUCAACAGUAUAUGUUGCAAGAUUGGAGGCCCAGAAGAAGGUGAAGCAGAAUGGUUUAGAUGUCAGAUGUAGAAUUGUUUCAAGAGACUUCUCAUCACAAGAAAACAUAGAGACAAACCAAAAUGCAAGAACAAGAGGAGACUUGGACCAUUUUGAGAUAGUUAUUAAACAGCAACUGAAGCAUCAACAUAGGCAAACAAAAGUGAAGGACUUCAACGGGAAAGUUCCAGUUCCAAGAGUUUCUGUUUCUUUGUUAAGAGGAUGGGGUAAUGGAGGGCCCAAUCAUAACGACCGACUACAAACCAUGCACCAUCUGCAGAAGUUCCAGAAAUUGCCUGCAAACAGUGCUUUUUUUAGUCAAAAGUCCCUUCGGGAACUGGGUUGCAAUGAUGACAUGAUCCAAUCCCUAAGGGGUCAGUCUAUCCUACGGCCUUCAUGGAUUCAGGCCCUGGCAUUUGCACCUGUUAUUAGGGGCAAGAGCUGCAUUAUAGCUGAUCAAAGUGGCUCUGGAAAGACUCUAGCAUAUCUUCUACCAAUAAUUCAGCGUCUUAGACAAGAAGAGCUCCUAGGACUUAGAAAAUCCUCAGCACAAAAUCCUCAAGUUAUUAUAUUGGUGCCAACUGCUGAGCUGGCUCGUCAGGUUUUAAGUAACUGCAGAUUGAUUUCAAAAUUUGGGGUUCCAUUCCGUUCCAUGGUAGCCACUGGUGGUUUUCGACAGAGAACCCAACUAGAAAGUCUCCAUCAGAACUUGGAUGUACUAAUAGCUACACCAGGUCGUUUCAUGUUCCUAAUCAAAGAAGGCUUAGUGCAGUUAACAAAUCUGAGAUGUGUUGUGUUUGAUGAGGUUGAUUUACUGUUUAACAAUGAGGAAUAUGAGCCAGUAUUGCAAAGUUUAACCAACUCCUCGCCUGUUACCACGCAAUAUCUAUUUGUGACUGCCACUUUACCAGUGGACAUAUACAACAAGCUACUUGAAAUUUUUCCAGACUGUGAAUUGAUCAUGGGACCUGGUAUGCACCAUACAAGCACUAACCUUGAGGAGAUUAUUCUUGAUUGCAGUGGAGAUGAAGAAACAGAGAAGACUCCAGAUACAGCAUUUCAAAAUAAGAGAUCUGCUCUUCUGCAGCUUGUGGAGCAAAGUUUAGUAUCCAAAACAAUCAUUUUCUGUAACAAGAUUGAGACAUGCAGGAAAGUUGAAAACUCGUUGAACCGACUCGAUAGAAAAGGGAUUCACAUGAGAGUUUUACCAUUUCAUGCUGCCAUAACUCGAGAAUCACAGCUUGCAAAUAUGGAGGAGUUCUGUAGUUCCCAAGUGGCGGGCAAGUCUCUGUUUUUGGUUUGCACUGAUAGAGCUUCAAGGGGAAUUGACUUUUCCGGCGUUGACCAUGUUAUACUAUUUGACUUUCCCCGUGAUCCAAGUGAAUAUUUACGCCGUGUUGGAAGAACAGCUCGAGGUGCUGGAGGGAAGGGUAAGGCCUUCAUAUUUGUGGUUGGCAAGCAGGUGUCUCUUGCUCGAAGGAUAAUUGAAAGAAAUAAGAAGGGUCAUCCUCUGCAUGAUGUGCCAUCUGUGUAGGCAUAUGAUGAGUCGUGAAAUCUGCAUUAGGCCAUGAGGUAAAAGGAUGUUUGGACUUCUUGUUGAGGGAGAGACAACGUUCGUUGGUCAUACAAAAUACAGGUCAGUGUAACUGCAACAAAUUAAUUCAACCCCUCUGAGAAGCGGCUGGCAGUUCUCCUGCAGCAGCAGUAAUCACACUUUGGAACUACAAGCAUAAAAUGCUCUUCUGCUGUGAACUAAUUUUGUGCUCUUCUUUUGUUUAUUGAUCGCAUCAUUUAGUUGAUUACUCUUAAUUUCAGUGUAAUACUGUAAGUAACUCAUAAGGUAAGGUACUUGAUAUGAGAAUAUUGGUCCAUCUGUGCUUUUUGCGUUCAUAAUAGUCCAUCUGAAUUAAAUUCUUAAUGCAAAUCAUCAUAGAGUUGGUAGUGCUGUCAA